GGUUCGCUGGGCCGAGGGCGCUUCUCCGCAGGGCGGGCAGCGGCUGCGGGCGGUGGCGGCGGGAGGGAUGGGAGGUGCCGCCGGGGGCUGCCUGCUCCGGCCCGGUCCUGCCCUGCUCACAGCGGGGCCCGGAGGCGGCGGGCGAGGCCCUGCCCGGCCCCUCGGCGUUGGCCGCUGCUCGGUCUCGGCCGGGGAUGUGGCGCCGGCCGCCCCUCGGCCCGGCCCGGCGGAGCUGCCCGGCCCCAGCACGCACGCGGGCGUUUCUGGAAACCACUUUGUUUUUAAUCUGUCCCUUUCCCUCUCCGGUUUGUCCGGGAAGAAGCGGCUCCUGCGGGCUUUCUCCCACUGCAGAGAUUUUAAUGAGCGCUGUCCCCAGUGUUCAGAAGUGAACUGGGGUCUCACUGACGGAGGCAGAUUUUAUUGUAGAUCCUGCCACAACGUUACUGAGAGAUCUAGAGAAGUUGUAAACACUGAUUUUAUUACUAAUUCAAGAGUCCAAACAAUCUCCAAAGGUUCAAGAAAGCAGGAAAAGAAUGAUGGAGGCUGUGAAUGGUAUAUUUGUGAAGGCUUUCAGCUUGUACUCAAGAAACAAGUGGAAGCUUUAGAAGCAUUAGGAGUAUGUCCACAAAUGAAGGAUGAAAUUCUGUGCAAUUUUUGGAGGUGUUACCUUCAGAAGAGCAAACAGGCAUAUUGCAAGAGACCAGCUGGGGAAACUGUCAAAGCAUUAUCAGUAUGUGAGAGCAGUACUGAUGUGGACAGUGAUCCAGAGAGACCCAGCCUUCUGCACUUGCUGUCUCUCUCUGAAAGUGAGGGGGAUCUGCAGACUGACUGCAGCUUUGUCUCAUCAGUGAGCAAAGUCUCAGAAAGCACCUCUGUCUGCUCUGGAUCAGUAGAUGGCAGCUUGUAUUUAAUGAAGAACCAAAAGGAGAAACUGAGGAUGACGAUGCCAAUGACCCUUUCAUUUUGUUACAUGGCAUUACUGUGGGUGAGAGAGCCAAUUACACUGUCUGAGCUCUUAAGGUUUGUUGUUGAAGGGCAUAUUCCAUAUUUGAAUGUUUUCCAGCAUUUUCCGGAGAACAUGAGGUUAUGUGGACUUGAUCUUAAGAUCUUUUGUGUAGAGUCAUGGCCUGUAUAUGAGGAAGUAUUCAACAAAAUGCAUGAGCUUGCAGCAUUUUUAGACCUGCCUCGUUUUCCAGAUAUAACAGAAAGCUGCUUUCUUCAUCCAGACAUGCUGUGCAUGAAGUACUUGAUGGAAGCUAAUUUACCUGAUGAAUUGCAUAAUUGGACUUGUCGAGUGGUGAAAAAGACUGGUAUUGGAGAAGUGGAUUUCCUGACUCUUAUGCCUGGAAAUAAGUCAACAAGAAAAGUAAAAUAUGAUGUUCUUGCUGCAGCAGUUAUUAUAGUUGUGCUCAAAUUAUUGUUUUUAUUAGAUGAUCACUAUGAAUGGUUACUUUCAGGGUUUGCUGAAGAAAGAAAUAAAAAUAACACAGAAGGUGGCCCAUAUUUUGAGUUCAAGAAGUGGUAUGAGGUGGUAAAACAUUCCUUGGAUGUGGAGCAAAAGAAAUUGGAUGAAGAAAGAGCCAAGUAUCUGUGGAGAUGUGAAAAGCCAUUGUUUUAUUCAGUCAAGAAUAAAUCUAAAGUUCUAAAGAGAAGACAAAUGGUUGUGAACUUACAAAAUCAGUUUGGCAAGCUGUCUGGUUCAGUACAACGUGCUGAAAAGCCAAAUCCUUCAAGUUUUCAGUUACGUUGGUCUGAAGAAAACACAGAUGGGAGUUGUUUUCACGGGCAUAGCCUGAAGGGAAUUUUGCAAGAAAAACAUGGUUUACUGACAGCCAUGAACCCUGACUACUGGCUGUGUACAGUUAAACUAUGUAAUGAGAAAUUGUGUGGUCAUCUGGCUCAUUACAGAGAAGUAGAGUUUCCCCAGAGUUACCAUUUUGUACUAGGGUUGUUCUCCUUUCUUCUGAGGAUUCAGCCCUCUUAUAUCCAUGAUGAGGUGUGUAUGAUAGAACACAAACUUUUUAAUAAAAAACUCAGUAAAAAACUAAAAUACAACAGAGUCCUAAGAAAGUAAAAAAGGCCUAAAACACCAGUAUAAACCCCAUGCAAAUUAGUUGGUUGGAUCCCAAACCAUGGUCUUACAUCUAAACUUACACUGAUUCUUUUGUCUCAUGGACAUUUUUUGUUAAGAUAAUAGUGCUGGGAUCUACUACUGUACUUGAGUUUUAGUGUCAUUUUAUCUGAAAUUUAAGUCAUUGAUACUGGGAAAUGAAACUGCCAAGGCAAUUAUUAAUUACCAUUUAUUUCAUUAAUUUGCAUCAGAGCCAACAGGAAGUUGUGAAAUUACCAUUUUUUGGGGUAUAAUUGUACAUAUUUUGAGCGUACUGGACAUGACAUUAGCAUAAUUACAUUGUGAGAUUUUGCAAUUUAAAUACCUAUUUUUUUAUUGCCAUUGUAUGACAGUAAAUAUAUUUCUAGAAAAUAAUGUUUAUUUUGUUUUUAAAUGCUAUGCGAACAAAUAAAAGA
Molecule: messenger RNA, 2526 nt
Organism: Poecile atricapillus (Black-capped chickadee)
Lineage: Eukaryota; Metazoa; Chordata; Aves; Passeriformes; Paridae
Gene: TAF1B
Product: TATA-box binding protein associated factor, RNA polymerase I subunit B
Exons: 15
Coding region: 68-2074 (668 amino acids)
Biological process (GO): nucleolar large rRNA transcription by RNA polymerase I; RNA polymerase I preinitiation complex assembly
Cellular component (GO): RNA polymerase transcription factor SL1 complex; RNA polymerase I core factor complex
Molecular function (GO): RNA polymerase I core promoter sequence-specific DNA binding
Source: RefSeq, a predicted model, not a curated record